UUCCAAGGCAGCAUCGUCGCGUUUCCCUUAGAUGGUAUUGGAGUUUCGCGUGCCCACUUCCCUGCCUGGAACAGCAUGAUAACAUCGUCCGACAACGAGGACCCUUUCCUCCAAGUUCAAGCAGAUGUCUUGUCUGCCUUGAACAACUCCCGACCGCUGUUUGCUUCCUAUCUCCGUAUCCGAUCAUCGGCUUCGUCUGCGAAUUCCCCGGAGCUCGGAGAAGCUCGCAGUGAGCUUGAACAGACGCUGCAGGAGCUUAACCAGGACCUAGAGGACUUGAUUGAGAGCGUCAAGGCCGUUGAGCAUGAUCCCUAUAAAUUUGGCCUCGAGAUAGACGAGGUGGAGCGGCGGCGCAAUCUUGUGAAGGAUGUAGGCGAGGAAGUAGACAACAUGCGCGAGGAGCUGCGGCGGACGGUGCAGGAUGCUCAAAAUAAGGGCAAAGGGGUUGCCAAUGGUGACAUGCUGCCUGACCCCGACUCAUUUGAAGAGGAAGAUGGCUACGCUCAGUUUGAGCAGGAGCGACAAAUGGAAAUGAUGCACGAGCAGGACGAGCAGCUCGAUGGCGUCUUCCGCACUGUGGGCAACCUACGGCAGCAGGCCAACGAUAUGGGGCGCGAGAUCGAGGAACAAGGCGAACUGCUGGACGACGUGGAUAAUGUGGCCGAUAGGGUAGGCGGCAAACUGCAGACUGGCAUCCAAAAGGUUGGUUGGGUCAUCAAGCAGAACGAAGAUCGCUGGUCCAGCUGCUGCAUCGCAGUCCUCAUCUUCGUCCUUAUCGUGCUUUUGGUCCUCCUGCUCGUCCUUUGA
Molecule: messenger RNA, 807 nt
Organism: Periconia digitata
Lineage: Eukaryota; Fungi; Ascomycota; Dothideomycetes; Pleosporales; Periconiaceae
Source: the annotation of a GenBank genome assembly